AUGGAGCGCGGCACUGUGCGGUGCGCGGCCAACUACGCGCCGCUGACGCCGCUCAGCUUCAUCCAGCGCGCCGCGGCCGUCUACGGCGACCGCCCCGCCGUGGUGUACGCGGGGAGGCGGCCAACCACGUGGAGGGAGGCCCGGGACCGGUGCGUCCGCGUGGCCGCCGCGCUCGCCACCCGGUUCGGCGUCGCGCGCGGCGAUGUGGUGGCUGUUCUCAGCCCGAACGUGCCGGCCAUGUACGAGCUACACUUCGCCGUGCCCAUGGCCGGCGCUGUCCUCUGCACGCUCAACACGCGGCACGAUGCGGCCAUGGUGUCCACCCUCCUGAAGCACUCCGAUGCCAAGGUGUUCCUCGUCGAGUCAGGCCUUCUCGGCAUCGGGAGAGACGCGCUACAGCGUCUUGCCGACUCCAGGUCCAGCGCCGCCAGCAUUCCGGUCCUCGUAACCAUCUCCGACGACACCGACUCCAUCGACCCUGACGCCUGCGGAAAUGAGUAUGAGGCUCUCAUCAAGAGUGCCCCUUCGCAUUUCGACAUCCGCUGGCCGGCGAACGAGCUGGACGCCAUCACGCUCAACUACACGUCUGGCACGACGUCGCGGCCCAAGGGCGUGAUCUACAACCACCGGGGCGUGUACCUCAACACCAUCGCCACGGCCCUCGCUUACGACAUCACUCCGAUGCCGAUGUACCUGUGGACGGUGCCCAUGUUCCACGGCAAUGGCUGGAGCAUGACGUGGGCUGUCGCCAUGCAGGGUGGCACCAACAUCUGUCUCCGCCACUUCACGGCGAGGGUCAUCUUCGACAACAUCGCACGACAUGGAGUGACACACAUGGGUGGUGCACCUACGGUUCUCAACAUGAUCGUUAGCGGCGCGCCGCCGCCGCCCCGCGUCCUGGCUAGAAUGGAGGAGCUUGGCUUCGUGGUAUAUCAUAUAUACGGCCUCACCGAGACGCACGGUGCAGCCACUGUGUGCACGUGGAUGCCGGAGUGGGACGCGCUGCCGGUGGAGGAGCGCGCACGGCUCAAGGCGCGGCAGGGGUUCCAUCACAUAGCGAUGGAGGAUGCCGAUGUCAAGGACCCGACCACCAUGGAGAAUGUGCCGCACGACGGCAAGACGGUGGGCGAGGUGAUGUUCCGUGGCAACACGGUCAUGAGUGGGUACUACAAGGAUGUUGAUGCGACCAAAGAGUCCAUGGCGGGAGGGUGGUUGCGCACAGGGGACCUUGCCAUCCGGCACCCAGAAGGGUACAUCCAAGUCAAAGAUAGGGCCAAGGACAUCAUCAUAUCGGGCGGCGAGAACAUCAGCUCGAUAGAGGUGGAGUCCAUAAUCUUUGGCCACCCAGCGGUGCUCGAGGCAGCGGUCGUGGCGAGGCCCGACGACCAUUGGGGGGAGACACCAUGUGCCUUCGUCAAGCUGAAGGAUGACGCAAGUGCCACAGAAGCAGAGAUCAUAGGCUUCUGUCGGGAGAAGCUGCCACACUACAUGGUGCCCAAGACAGUGGUGUUUGAGGAUUUGCCCAAAGCUUCCACCGGGAAGACACAGAAGUUUGUUCUUCGGGAGAAGGCCGGAGCGAUGGGAAGCCUCACGAAGGCCGGAAACAGCAAAUUGUAG
Messenger RNA from Triticum turgidum subsp. durum (durum wheat), 1617 nucleotides. Lineage: Eukaryota; Viridiplantae; Streptophyta; Magnoliopsida; Poales; Poaceae. The record is from the annotation of a GenBank genome assembly.